UGUUCACCACUCAAAGUCAGCCACGUCCCAUAUCCGGUAUUGAAAGUAUCCCGAGGCCGUGCAUAUCUGUUAUCUAGCAUCCAUUCCCGGCGCCUAUACCUUGAUUCUCGAAGCAAAAUCAACGCGCUCAAUUCCGAAGUUUCUCCUUUGUAUGCCAGCACACCGCCCAGGCAAACUCCGUCCAAAUUCACACGCCCCAUUUACCAUGAUAAGAUCGCCACUUCCAGCCACUUCCUCUCUUAACCUUCUCCUCUUCCUUUCGUUCUUUCCACUCGCCAGAUCAUACAACCAUUUUGAUAUCUCUUUCAAGUUUCCACACCGUAAUAACCGUUGCGGUUUUUUUUAUGCUAUGCAAAAUCCAGAUCGUGGUUUUCUCUUAUCGGUAUUGCGUACAAGAAUUGCGUAUUCGGGGACGACUGACACGACCGACAUUAAUAUUCUCGCACGCAAUGUCGAUAUUUGGCACAUCAAGUUGGCGCGCUGAUGGUAACGUCUGGUUUUCGUUUCGCCCACGCGAACGAGACGUGUACCUUCGCCGUCGUUCGCUCUAAUCGCUUGAGAGAGAGUCGAUGAUAUACAUGAUCGUAGCAGAUCAUAUGCUUCAUGUAUGCCA
Molecule: messenger RNA, 613 nt
Organism: Suillus paluster
Lineage: Eukaryota; Fungi; Basidiomycota; Agaricomycetes; Boletales; Suillaceae
Exons: 1
Coding region: 152-484 (110 amino acids)
Source: RefSeq, a predicted model, not a curated record